AUGUUAUCCCGGUACUUCGCAGCCGCUGCAGCGGUAUUGGCAACAGUCGCAUCCGCAACUCCCAUUGCUCGGCCGAACGAGACCAAGAACGACUGGGACUUGGAAUGGAUCUCGACCGAUUCGUCGCUACCAAAGGUCGUGUACGAAAGAAUCUACAGCGCCGGCGGAACCAUCCUCUCGGCAUCCAACUACAGCCGUCUCGACAACAUAGCCUACGGCUCCGGGGCCGCGCCCACGCCCGAAGACCUCAUCGGCAACGUCUCGGAGGUCCUCAGCGUCGCACAGCUCGCCAUUGUCAAGUUCCCGGCUUCGGGCGGUAGCGCGGGCCUCAACUCCUCGCUGUACCUCAACAUCAGCCAGUACGCCAACAAACAACUCUGCGCCGAGGGGAGCGACAUUGCCGGGGCCAUCAUGUUCCACGGCACCAACACCCUGGAGGAGACGGCUUUCGGCGUGGACCUGACGUUCAACUGCUCGAAGCCGUUCGUGGCUACCGGCGCAAUGCGACCCGACACCUACAUCUCGCCGGAUGGCCGCUCCAACUUUUACCAAGCGGUCGCCGCGGCCGCGUCGCCGGCUUCACGCAACCGCGGCGGUCUCAUCGCGUUCAACGACAGAAUCACGUCGAUAUACUACUCGACCAAGCUCAACGCGAAUACCCCGGACACGUUCAAGGCUCUCGAGCAAGGUAACCUCGGGGCCUUCCUCGCCGGUCAGCCGUAUUACUUUUUCGACGCGGCGUACCCGACCGGACGUCCCCAUUUCGACGUCGCCAACACGACGGAGCUCCCAGCAGUCAUCAUCGUCUACGGUCAUCAGGGCUUCGACGCCUCGUUGAUGUACGCCGCCGUCCAGAACGGCGCAAAGGGCCUGGUGAUCAUGGGACCGGGUGCGGCGUCCGUCAGCCCCAGCGCUAGAGCCGCGGCAGCCGAUCUCUUGCAGCGGCAGGGAAUCCCUACCGUCUCGGUCGCGAGGCCGGUCACCGGCUCUGGGGUCCCCAGCCCUAUUUCCGGACCGCUUAUCUACUCCAGCUACGUUGGCGGCGAACAAGCUCGUAUCAUGCUACAGCUGGCUAUUAACGCCGGUUACAGCGUCGAUGAAAUCCGAGAACUUUUCGAGAGUCCGCUUAGGAACGCCGUUUACGGAAAUUCGGCGAACCAGCAGUUUUACUACCCUUUAUGA
Molecule: messenger RNA, 1182 nt
Organism: Colletotrichum truncatum
Lineage: Eukaryota; Fungi; Ascomycota; Sordariomycetes; Glomerellales; Glomerellaceae
Source: RefSeq, a predicted model, not a curated record